Molecule: messenger RNA, 1236 nt
Organism: Musca vetustissima
Lineage: Eukaryota; Metazoa; Arthropoda; Insecta; Diptera; Muscidae
Product: outer dynein arm-docking complex subunit 4
Exons: 2
Coding region: 1-1236 (411 amino acids)
Cellular component (GO): cytoplasm
Molecular function (GO): protein binding
Source: RefSeq, a predicted model, not a curated record
AUGGCUAAAGUUUUAAAAGAUUUCCUUGAUAUUGAUAAAGAACAAGAAUUAUUACAAAGUUUUACACGUCUAGGCGUACCAUCCGAUGAUGAUGUUAAUGAAGAAGUCGCCGCAACACAAAAGAAGAAAAGUCGAAUUUUGACAACAUCGGCGGCCACCAAAACAAGCAAAAUCGCCACCACCAACAGCAGCAAGGAGACGACACGUAGAAAACAAUCGGUGAAAUUCAAUGAGGAUACAACAGAUGGUGGUGUUCCUUCCAAGGGCCAGCAUCAACGUAUGAAUCGCAUUGAAGCUGAGCUAAGAGCGGCCCGUAAAAGAACUGAGGAAUUGAUGCAAAAACGUAAAAAACCCAAGGAAAAUUUUGUUGACUUCUAUACGGACAAGGAUAGGGCAGCGGCUGUUAGUGCCGGGACAUUUGAUAUCAAACAGAGUUUACAAAUCAAGCAAAAACAAGAUCGCAGUGAAUCUCUUAUGAUACCAGAUGAGGGUGAUAUUAAUUCGAUCAUUGCCUUGGGUUUGAAGGAGAUUAAAAAUGCAAAUCCUGAAAAUGCCAUACAUUUCUUUUCCAAGGCUCUGGAACUUAAUAGCACGGAUAUAAACGCCCUGGUUUCUCGCAGUAAAUGCUAUUUACUGUUGGGCGAAGCCUCCAAGGCCUUGGUUGAUGCUGAGACCGCCCUGAAUGAGGAUAAAAAUAAUAUACGAGCCAUUUACCAAAAGGCUGAGGCCCUAUAUUAUUUGGGACAAUUCGAACAGAGCCUUAUGUAUUUCCACAGGGGUGCCCGGGCACGACCAGAGUUGAAUUCUUUUCGUUUGGGUGUACAAAAAACCCAAGAAGCUAUUGAAAAUACCAUUGGCGUGAAGACUGGCAAACCGGGCGCCAGUACAUCAACCAAAAAUAAACAUAAAAAAUCCUCGGACAAUACUCCGAAAUCACAGGUGAACAGUAGUGCCCGACCGCAUAGAGCCACCAAACCAUCUAAAACGGAAUUGGAACGUAGAAAUGCACGAAAACUUUUGGGUGAAUUGUGUGUCGACAAGGAGUAUUUGGAGAAUUUAUUAAAACAUCCCGAUUUGGUGAGGGCCGAUACCAAUACUGAAAAUAUAUCAACAUAUGCCAAGGAGGCAGUGGAUUUUCUAAAUAAACGUCAAGAGUUUUGGCGCCAGCAAAGGCCAUGUAAUGCCUUGCCGAAUCAAAAGAAUUUGCCAAUGGAUGCAAUGCCACGUUGGUUUUAA